Molecule: messenger RNA, 1408 nt
Organism: Juglans regia (Persian walnut)
Lineage: Eukaryota; Viridiplantae; Streptophyta; Magnoliopsida; Fagales; Juglandaceae
Product: EPIDERMAL PATTERNING FACTOR-like protein 6
Exons: 3
Coding region: 793-1212 (139 amino acids)
Biological process (GO): guard cell differentiation; stomatal complex development
Source: RefSeq, a predicted model, not a curated record
UGCCUUAGCCUCUGAUCAUUACAUUCAUGUUGAGUUUAUCUUAACUGUCAAAAUUGGGUUGCUAAAUAUAACACUAAUGAAAAUAAAACACAUAUAAUCUGUUAGAAGACGUGAAAAUUGAAGCAGAGAAAGUGAAGAACAAAGGAAGAAAUAGUUAAUAAAAAAAGACGAGGCCGGAGAGGGAAGUACUGACUCAAGUGGGUGAGGUGCAAGGUGUGGCUGGCAGAGGUAGAGCAGGACUUGGGCGUUGUAUUUCUGGGUUUGGGAAUAGCUGAAAAGCAGAGAAGAAAGCCUGCAACAGAAUCCAGUACCUAAAUAUGGUAAAGCUGAAGUAACGAGGAUCCUCAUAGAUUCACUAUUUUUUUUUCCUUGCUUCUCUCUCUCUCUCUCUCUCAAUAAACACUUUCCCUGCCAAACUUAUCUGAACUAGCCGUGCCAUCACCACUUUUUCCACCUCCACCACAACCACUCCCCAUUCGCUUAUCCCAAAAAGUACACAGAGAUCUAGAGAGAGAGAUAGAGGAGUUGGAAAUAUUGGUUGGGUGCUGGGAUUUAAGACAUAUUAAGGACUGUGAUUUUAGUUGUCGGCUCGGGAUGACGAGUUGCAUGGAACGUGGGAAAUCCAAAGUCCAAGAUGAUUUUUAGUCUGUAGCUUGUAUUCUAAAGUCCAACAUCGAUCAAAGAGAAUCAAAACCAGGCAGACGCGCAUAUCAUAAACCUGAUCAACUUCUUCUUCUUCUUCUUCUUCUUCUUCUUCUUAUAGGGUUUCCUGAUCAGUUCUGUCUUCUUGUUAUGGAGUGGAAGAGAAGUAGUCGACCGAGGCCCAGAAACAAACCCCCUAUUUUCUACUGUAUCUCCAUCUUCUUCUUCUCAUUUUGCGCACUGUUCAGCAGUAUCGGCUCCAAACCUACAUGUGAAGCUAGCACGUGUCCCAUGUCUGCUAAGGCUGAUCAAAUACUUCUUCAGGAAUCCGAUAGGGAGAGAACAGAGGAAGAGAGCAUGGUGUUACUAGCCUGGAGGACAUCAACGAGCUUGGCAAGGAGGUUUUUGGGCGGGCCUGGAUCAUCACCGCCGCGAUGCACGUUGAAGUGCGGCAAGUGCACGCCAUGCAAACCAGUCCAUGUGCCGGUGCCACCCGGAACACCGGUGACUGCCGAGUAUUAUCCCGAAGCUUGGAGGUGCAAAUGUGGCAAUAGGUUGUACAUGCCAUGAAUUGAUAUGGUGUGCUUUCUUUUGUUUGCUUGCUUAAUUGCAUGCUUACAAUGGGAAUCAGUGUUGGUAAUGAGCUAUUUUGAGAAUAUAUGUUGUUGAGAAUAGGGAUAUAUAUAUAUAUAUAUAUAUAUAUAACUUCUAAAGUUGUGUAAACAAUAUUAUAUCAAGAUCACAAGUACGAGAUUUAAUGUGUGUA